Canariomyces notabilis is the source of this 753-nucleotide messenger RNA. RefSeq lists its product as uncharacterized. The record is from RefSeq and is a predicted model, not a curated record. NCBI's taxonomy places the organism in Eukaryota, Fungi, Ascomycota, Sordariomycetes, Sordariales, Chaetomiaceae. The transcript has 3 exons. Bases 1 to 753 code for a protein of 250 amino acids.
AUGGCUACAGCGACUCCUGAGCGUGCCACGGCUAACACCCGUGCGGCAAUUGAUUCCCUGAGUGCAGAGGACUUUGAGACAGCCUCGAUCCGCUCAGCUGCUCCCUCAUAUACAUCCGAAGCUCCAUCGUACCACUCUACAGUGCCCAACCCGGAGCCAGUUCCGCCAUAUUCGCCACCGGCCCGCUCCACAGCUCCGGCCCAGUCACCUCCAUCAUCAGCCGGGGUCUCGUCCCUCCUCGGCCCCGCGCCCCAAAGUAGCGAUGGCUCCUCUUCGCCAAGGCGGCAGGGUCUGCCUCCCGUUCCUACGGGACCGCCGAGGCACAGCGUCGCGCCGUCACUUAACCAGUUCCGCAUUCCGUCGUGGUCGAGCGUCAGCAGCAACCCGACGGCGCGCCAGUACCACAACGUAGCCCUCCGGCGUGCAAGUGCCGCGAACAGCACGGCAAGCCUGGAAGGCGCGCUGAGGAGGGCCAUGCUGGAGCGCAUCGAGGAGGAGGAGCGCAACCGGUUCCGUCCGCUCGAGGACCCCUAUCUGGUCGGCGAAGAAGCUGCUGCCCGGGCGCGGCGUGAAAGGCUCGCAAGGGAGUCCGGCGACGACAUACUGAUUCGCGAGGAUCGGCGGUGGGAUUGGUUUCUUGCCCAGAUGAAGGAUCGUGAGCAGCGCGAGCGGAGCUGGAAGAAGUUCCGUCGUGAUGUCGAGAAACGGUCGUAUAACGGCCGGCUCGGUUUUCUCAUCGGGGCACGCUUCUAG